AUGAGAUAUGUUUUAAAUAUUAUAUCAAAACAUGCAUUUUCAAAAGAGACAGAUUAUGAUGAAACUUUAAAAGAUGUUGGUUUCUUUUCAAAUGUUUAUUAUCCUAUUCAUAGAAUCAACCAAUUGAUGGCAAUAUCAUUUGCUACUUCUCUAUCAAAUAUUUUAGCUCCCAUUUCCUAUUUGAUUAAAUUGGCACUUCAAAGAGAUUAUGAUACUCUUUUACAACAAUUAAAUUCAAUCUAUAAUGAACAUUUAUCUACAUUGGAUCCAGAAAAUCCAAGGGAUUUAUGUGACCUGAUGAUUGUAUCAAAUUAUGAAAAAGAAUUUAUUAUAAACACUUGUUAUGAUAUGUAUACUGGUUUGGAUACAAUUCUUCAUACAUUAGAAUGGUCACUUUUAAUGUUAAAUAAUUAUCCCAUUAAAUCUAUGAAAUUGUUGGUGGACAACAACAACAACAAGUCUCCAAAUCUCAAUGCAUUCAUUCUAGAAGUUUUUAGGUAUAGACCAACAGCUAUUCUUUCAUUUCCUAGAAGGUGUACACAAGAUACUAUUAUUGGUGAUUUCUUUUAUCCAAAAGAUAGCUUGGUUGGUGGCAAUAUUGACUCUAUUAACCAUGAUCCAGAUUAUUUUGAUGAUCCAUUUACCUUUGAUCCUCAAAGAUUUGUAAAUCCUCCCAUAGGUGAAUUAAAUAACAAAGACAAUCUUUGUCAUUUCGGUGUUGGACCUAGAAUGUGUCUCGGUGCCAAUUUGGCAAUGGACACCUUAUACACCGCUAUUUCCAACAUUAUCCUUGGUUUUAAAGUAACUGGUCCAAAUGGAGAAUACCAAUUUUUGGAUGAAGCCGAACAAGUCAAGAUAUUCAGUGCACCCAAAAAUCAUUCUUAUCUUUUAAUUCCAAGAGUUUUGUCAGACUAA
Molecule: messenger RNA, 915 nt
Organism: Cavenderia fasciculata
Lineage: Eukaryota; Evosea; Eumycetozoa; Acytosteliales; Cavenderiaceae
Product: cytochrome P450 family protein
Exons: 4
Coding region: 1-915 (304 amino acids)
Molecular function (GO): monooxygenase activity; iron ion binding; heme binding
Source: RefSeq, a predicted model, not a curated record